This is a messenger RNA of Staurois parvus, 498 nucleotides long. Lineage: Eukaryota; Metazoa; Chordata; Amphibia; Anura; Ranidae. The record is from the annotation of a GenBank genome assembly.
GCACCGGGCCCCCAGGCGGGGCGACAGGCACCGGGCCCCCAGGCGGGGCGACAGGCAUCGGGCCCCCAGGCGGAGCGACAGGCAUCGGGCCCCAGGCGGAGCGGCGGGCGCCGGACCCCCAGGCGGAGCGACAGGUCUCGGGCCCUCAGGCGGAGCGGCAGGCCCCGGACCCCCAGGUGGAGCGACAAGGUCUCGGGCCCUCAGGCGGAGCGGCGGGCGCCGGACCCCCAGGCGGAGCGACGGGUCUCGGGCCCCCAGGCGGAGCGGCGGGCGCCGGACCCCCAGGCGGAGCGACGGGUCUCGGGCCCCCAGGCGGAGCGGCGGGCGCCGGACCCCCAGGCGGAGCGACGGGUCUCGGGCCCCCAGGCGGAGCGGCGGGCGCCGGACCCCCAGGCGGAGCGACAGGUCUCGAGCCCUCAGGCGGAGCGGCGGGCGCCGGACCCCCAGGCGGAGCGACGGGUCUCGGGCCCUCAGGCGGAGCGGCGGGCGCCGGACCCC